UGGUUUUCCCUCCCUCUUUGCCGGCACCCCUUUCCCCUUUUCAGAAGCUCCUUGGCAUUCCAGGGCGCUGCUGUUGCCAUGGCGACAGUACUGUUAAUACUAUUUUGCGGCCUAGUCGAGAUUUGGAGCCUGGCGGAGGGGAAAAGCAAUGCUACCUCGCCUAACCUUGUCCUGCUGCUUAUGGACGAUAUGGGCUGGGGUGACCUAGGCGUCUUCGGGCAGCCUUCCAAGGAAACUCCCCAUUUGGACCAGAUGGCUGCAGAAGGGAUGCUCUUCCCGAGUUUCUACACUGCCAACCCACUCUGUUCUCCAUCCAGAGCAGCCCUUUUAACAGGUCGCCUCCCCAUCAGGAACGGCUUCUACACCACAAACGCCCAUGCCAGGAAUGCCUAUACCCCCCAGGAUAUAACGGGGGGCAUCCCGGAUUCUGAACUGCUCCUUCCCGAACUGCUGAAGAAAGCAGGCUAUGCCAAUAAGAUAGUUGGCAAAUGGCACCUUGGGCACCAGCCCCAGUUCCAUCCCUUGAGGCACGGAUUCGAUGAAUGGUUCGGGUCCCCCAACUGCCACUUCGGGCCUUACGAUAACAAAGCCGCUCCAAACAUCCCCAUUUAUAGGGACUGGGAAAUGAUUGGCAGAUAUUAUGAAGAUAUCAAAAUCGAUCACAAGACAGGGGAAUCCAACUUAACUCAGAUGUACUUACAGGAAGCCCUCGAUUUCAUGAGCUCCCAGCAAGCCAAGCAGCAGCCCUUCUUUCUCUACUGGGCCAUCGAUGCCACUCAUGCACCUGUCUAUGCCUCCAGGGCAUUCCUGGGCUCCAGCCAACGAGGGAGGUACGGUGAUGCGGUGCGAGAAAUUGACUACAGCGUUGGGAAGAUCCUGAGCCACCUUCGAAAGCUGGGCAUAAGCGAGGACACCUUUGUGUUUUUCACGUCCGACAAUGGCGCCGCUCUCGUUUCCGCUCCUGAACAAGCGGGUAGCAACGGCCCUUUCCUCUGUGGCAAGCAGACUACCUUUGAAGGCGGCAUGAGAGAGCCAGCCAUUGCCUGGUGGCCAGGACAUAUACCAGCUGGGCAGGUGAGCCAUCAGCUGGGGAGCGUGAUGGAUCUCUUUACCACCAGCCUGGCUUUGGCAGGACUCCCGCCUCCCAGUGACAGGGAGAUCGACGGCAUCGACCUUUCGCCCGUCGUCCUGCAAGGCAAGCUAAUUGACAGGCCAAUAUUUUAUUACCGUGGCAACGAGAUGAUGGCAGUACGAAUUGGGCUUUAUAAAGCCCAUUACUGGACCUGGAGCAAUUCCUGGGAAGAAUUUGGCCAGGGCAUUGAUUUCUGCCCAGGACAGAAUAUUUCCGGAGUCACUUCCCAUGAUCAAGAGGAGCAUUCCAAGCUUCCCCUACUCUUCCACCUGGGCAAGGACCCUGGGGAGAGAUUUCUCAUCAGCUUUUCCAGUGCUGAAUACCAAGACGUGAUGGGAAGGAUCUCUCCCGUUGUGGACCAACACAAGGAGACAAUGCUCCCUGGGCAGCCUCAGCUCAACGUCUGCGACAAGGCGGUCAUGAAUUGGGCUCCUCCAGGCUGUGAGAAAAUCGGGAAGUGCUUGGAUCCUCCGCAGCCAGACCCCCAGAAGUGCUUUUGGCCCCAUUGAGUCAUUCUUGGCCUUUCAGGCACCCAUCCUUUCGAUUGCCUGCAGACUGGAGAUUUUGCAUCAACACCUUCGUUGCAUCCGAUGAUCAUAUUUCCCCUGGAAGAAAAGCCUUGUGCAACGAGACCUGGAACAACUUUUUCUUUUCUAUCUGCAGGGCUUUUCCUCCUCUUUAUCUCAGGGUCCUAGCAAUAAUCAUUUUUGCAAAUUCAAGAAGGCAAGAUCAAGGCACAGUGACCUCAGUUUUAGGUCAAAAAUAUUGGAGCUGGAGAUGGACGUUGUUUACAUUUUGUUAGGAAAACUAAUCUUUGCAAAUUCACGGCUGGUCUGGGUUGCAUCGAGUUUCAAAAGCAAGGAAUUCAGAAUAUUUCCAGAUCCAACAUUUCACUUUCUUCCUACAUAUCCUAAGGGCUGAUAUAUUAGUAUUAAGUGGCUCUGGCAGAUAUACAAGGGGCGUUGAUGAAAGAGUUCCCCUGCCCCACUUCCUGUGGACUGAGAGCAAUGAAACAUGGCCCAGUUCUGAGUCCUUCUCUCUAUGGGUGCCACCUAAGGACACACACUUCUCCAUCUUCUGAAGCAGAAAUCAACAGCUUGCUUGUAGAAGUCGACAAAUUGCUCCAAAAGCCACAUUAUAACUUUGGAAACCAGAGUCUCGUCACCUGAAAAAGGUUUGCCCUUCACAUGCCCGUAGCCAGGAUUUUGUU
This is a messenger RNA of Anolis sagrei ordinatus, 2342 nucleotides long. It is a transcript of the gene GALNS, whose product is annotated as galactosamine (N-acetyl)-6-sulfatase. The record is from RefSeq and is a predicted model, not a curated record. NCBI's taxonomy places the organism in Eukaryota, Metazoa, Chordata, Lepidosauria, Squamata, Anolidae. Gene Ontology annotation, molecular function: N-acetylgalactosamine-6-sulfatase activity; arylsulfatase activity.